Girardinichthys multiradiatus is the source of this 3023-nucleotide messenger RNA. RefSeq names its product ankyrin repeat domain 13 family, member D (gene ankrd13d). The record is from RefSeq and is a predicted model, not a curated record. The transcript is spliced from 16 exons. Lineage: Eukaryota; Metazoa; Chordata; Actinopteri; Cyprinodontiformes; Goodeidae. Gene Ontology annotation, molecular function: protein binding. The coding region runs from base 711 to 2600 and encodes 629 amino acids. Gene Ontology annotation, cellular component: cytoplasm.
CCAGUCUCUCUGCCACCUGGAAACAAAGCUGCUUCAAACUAAAUAAACGCCGCUGCAGCAGCUGUAGGAGCGCCUGGUUGUGGUGAAGUUAUUCGCAGAGGAUCAGGGCGGGCUUGACAGAUGCGAUAUUGUUCAACAGCAGCGGUGAUCUUCUUAUCUGGCUCUGAACUGGAGUGACCUGGAUGUGAAAGCGGAAUAAGGGGCCGCAUCUUUGCUUUAUUUUGGUCACAACACUGCGAUGGAAACAGAGGAUGCUCUCCUCUGCACCCGGGCAAGCUAGCUAACUUUAAUAUUUGGCUGUUUCGUUUAGAUUGUUUUGCCACUACAGUACACAUAUUUAACAAAUAUGAGAGGAGACUGCUAUGCAUUGCUUGUUGGUUAAAGCCUUCCAUCCUGCAGUAUGGAAACCAGCAGCAAACAGAAGCUGAAAGCAAUGUUGUUAGCUGGUUAGCUGAGGUUAGCCAGCUAGCUGCUAGUUAACUAGUGGGCUGAGUUAGCCUUCCUGACUCAGCCCACUAAUAGUUUUGCUGCCUCACGUUAGUAACUUCAAUAUAUUUAUCAAGUGGCAGUUUUUUCUAACUUUUCCUCUCAGAGUUUUAACAUUUUUAAGCAAAAACCGAAGCUAGCUCGCUAACCAACCAGCCAGCGGUGCCGAUCAAUUUCACUGCGAUCUCCUUGGAUUUAAAAGUCUUUGUAAGAGUGUGUCAGCCAUGGCUCAGGAGGCCUUUCCUUUGCAUUUUCUCGUCUGGAACAAUCAGUACCUAGAGCUGGACCGUGAGCUGCAGAAUAAAGAGCAGGAUGUGGAGCGCCUGGAUCCGCGGGGUCGCACCCCGCUGGAGCUGGCUGUAUGUCUGGGCCACCUGGAGUCCACCCGGGUGCUGCUCAGGUACUCUGCAGACCCGACGCACUGCAACGCGCAGGGCUGGACCAUCUUGCAGGAGGCGGUGAGCACCGGGGACCCAGAGCUGGUGCAGCUGGUGCUUCAGUACAGAGACUUUAAGCGAGCAACAGAGAGACUGGCGGGCAUCCCAGAGCUGCUCAGUAAACUAAGACAGGCGCGGGACUUCUACGUGGAGAUGAAGUGGGAGUUUACCAGCUGGGUGCCCUUGGUGUCAAAGGUCUGUCCCAGUGAUGUCUAUCGGGUUUGGAAAAGCGGCUCCUGCCUCCGUGUUGACACCACCCUCCUGGGGUUCGAACACAUGACUUGGCUGAAAGGACGGCGCAGCUAUAUUUUCAAGGGUGGAGAUGAGGGGGCCGUGGUGAUGGAGGUGGACCAUGAGAAGCAGGUGGUGUACACUGAACCGCUUGUGCUGUCCCCUCGUGAUGCGCCUUCCCUCCUGGCAGCCAUGCAGCCAUCGCAGGAGAACACGGCCCAGAGGCUCACCUCGCCCAUCGUCUCCACACACCUCAACACACGCAACAUUUCCUUUGAGCGGAAUAAGUCUGGAAUCUGGGGGUGGCGUUCCGAGAAGACAGAGUUGGUCAGCGGGUACGAAGCCAAGGUUUACAGUGCCACCAAUGUAGAGCUGGUGACGCGUUCGAGGACAGAACAUUUAUCAGACCAGGACAAGUCAAGAAACAAAGGCUCAAAGACUCCCCUACAGUCUUUCCUGGGGAUUGCAGAACAGCACACUGCUAACAAUGGGAGCAACGUGUCCCAGUGUGCCAGUCCUCACAACCCCACCGCCAUCACAGCCGAGGAGUACUUCAACCCGGAGUUCAACCUGAACGGCCGGGACAUCGGACGUCCCGUCGAGCUCACCAGCAAAGUGCAGAGGUUUAAAGCCACGCUCUGGCUCAGUGAGACACACCCUCUGUCCCUGGCUGAGCAGGUGACGCCCAUCAUAGACCUCAUGGCCAUCUCAAACGCCCACUUUGCUAAACUCCGGGACUUCAUCACCCUGCGGCUCCCUCCAGGCUUCCCUGUCAAGAUAGAGAUUCCUUUGUUUCACGUUUUGAAUGCCAGAGUGACGUUCAGUAAUCUGUGCGGCUGCGACGAGCCGGUCAGCUCUGUGACGGUUCACCAGCCAGAGAACUCUGGAGAGGCUGGUCAGUGUCCUUCUGAUUUCCACUGCGAGGUGGACCCCUCUGUGUUCGAGCCCCCUCCGGACUACACCACACUCGGCCCGGGCCGCAGCGAGCCGCUGAGGGACGAGGACGACAACCUGCUGCAGUUCGCCAUCCAGCAGAGCCUGCUGGACGCUGGCACCGAGAGCGAUCAGGUGACCAUCUGGGAGGCGCUGACAAACAGCCGCCCGGGGCCACAGUCUCCGCUGUAUGAGGAGGACUCUCAGCUGGAGAGGGCAAUCCAGGAGUCCCUCUCUAUUUCUCUGGCAAGCAGAGAGGGAGAAGACAUGGCCGAUCCCAGCCUGCCCUCCUCGGUGUCCCCGCUGGAUUCUGCCUCGAACCCACCGCUCUCCUACAGCGCUGCCACCGAUCCGAGGCUUUCCGGGCACUUUGGUGUAGCAACCAGCUUCGACGAGCAGCUGCGGCUCGCCAUGGAGCUGUCGUGCAGGGAGCAGGAGGAGACUGACAGGAAGCGUAAGGAGGAAGAGGAGGAGCUGGAGAGGAUCCUGCAGCUGUCCCUCACGGAGAAGUAAUGUUGCGGUACCAGCAGCUGCAGCAGGAUGAAUCCACACCUUAAUUUAUUCAGUUUAAUUUUAAAUCCCGAGACAUUAAUUUAUUAUUGCAGAUAUUUUGUUUGUUUUUCUCACAUGAAGGCUGCUAAACACAGGGAGUGAAAGGAAGUGAUGUAGGAAAUGUGAAACAGGUCUGUGGAGACAGAUACUCUAAAUAAAAUACUGUACACUUUAAGUGAAGGAGGAGACAAAAGGGAGCUUUCUUUUUCUUUUUUAUUGAAUAUUUUUCACAGUCUUGCUGUUCUUUGAGUGAUGAAUGAUCUUUAAGCUUAUAUGAUCCACUACACUGAUGAAAGUAAUACAGUAAAACAUAAUGUAAUAUAAAAACUUCUAAACAUUUAUGUUGGCUUACUCCUAAGUGUGAAAAAUAAAGAAUGAAGAUCA